UGUUUGGUGCAGGUGUGUACCAAGGAGAUCAUGAAGAGAUUGAAGAUGAAAAUUCGAGGGCUGAGUUUUUGUGCCCUUUUUGCGCCGAGGAUUUUGAUAUUGUAGGUCUUUAUUGUCACGUCGACGAGGAGCACCAGGUGGAAGUCAAGAACGCGGUAUGUCCAUUAUGCACAAAGAAGGUCGGAAUGGAUAUUGUUGGCCACAUCAUCUCACAACAUGGGAGCCUUUUCAAGGUGCAGCGACAGAGGAGAUUGCGAAAAUUUGGAUCUAGUUUGACAUUUUCGAAGCUGAGAAAGGAGCUUAGGGAAGGAAACUUGAGAUCCCUUCUUGGUGGUUCUUUACACUCUGCCCCCACCAGUACUGAACCUGAUCCGUUGUUGUUUUCGUUCACUUCUAAUCUGCCUACCGUCAGUCAGCCAGCUAAAGUGCAGUCUCAGCUGUCGGCUGAAGUAACUUCAUCACAGGAAAGUUCCAAGUCUGACUGUUCAGAGAGGAGCAACGUCUCAAGGCUGAGGACUUCAAAUAAGGAUGAAAAGGAGAAGGCUCAGAAAUGUGAGUUUGUACAAGGGCUGUUGAUGUCUACUAUGCUUGAUGAGUUAUGAUUUGGUAUAGGUUCAAGUAUGGAACCGAGAGCGUAGGUUAUCAGAAUGGAUCGAUCUGAUUUGAAUAUUGCAACGGGUGGCAAUAGAUAUUAGGUAAUCUAAACUUCGCAAUGUUCUAUUAUCCAAAAGUAUAUAUGUGCAUAAAUGGAAAGAUGGAAGGUUCUUGUUUUAUCAACAUUUAGUAACAUGAUAUGAUACUUCAACUCUUGAUCGUAGAUGAUCUCCAAUUCAUCCUA
Cucurbita pepo subsp. pepo (vegetable marrow) is the source of this 838-nucleotide messenger RNA. Lineage: Eukaryota; Viridiplantae; Streptophyta; Magnoliopsida; Cucurbitales; Cucurbitaceae. The record is from RefSeq and is a predicted model, not a curated record.